GCAGUUGAAGAGUUAGCAAAAGGGAUUUCCUCCUAACUGCCAUAUAAACAGGGAAAAUAAGUCUUGUCCGUACAUGCAACGUGAUGCCGGAUUUGAUGGAGAGAGCAGACCCACUCCGCCCCCAACCGCGGAUUACUCUCUGCACGUUCAGCACCACAGAGUGAGGACAGCUCCCACUAUCUUCCCAUUGAUCUGAGUGAGAGGGAGAAGGCUGAGCUUCAGGGAGGGAGAGACUCACAGCCAUCAGCUGCCUUCUCCUUCCAUCAAUUGCUCUCCUGAUCCCUGACCUCCUUGGGGACUUUGGAAAGGCUUUUUUUAGGACGUCUGAGAGACCGUCACUUUAACAGUUGUUGCUGCUGACAACUCUGUUCCUGUGGCACAUGUUUAUGUUGAAGGUAGGGGGAGCAUAUUUGGCAUCUCCUUCCUACUGCCUCUCCCAUCCCUACAAAACUGUCAUCAUACACCGUCAUUCGUGUCAGUCCUGCUUGUUGCACAGUAACUGCCAACUUCAUCCAGGUUAAUAUGAGAUUCCCUGUCCUUGUGCCACCAAGACUGGAGGUGGGCUCUUGGAUAUUACAAUUCUCUCCUUCUGGGGGACACUGAUUUUGGGGAUUUGGACGUGCUAUGGAGCCUGAAAGGUUUCCUCUUCUAUAAAAGGACUUUGCUCUGUGGUUCUGCCAGCAGGAAUCCUUAACUUUUUCUAGGUUGGCAAGGAGAAGACAGAGCUGUUUUCAAUAUGCCAGUACGGAGAGGGCAUGUGGCCCCACAGAACACUUAUCUGGACACCAUCAUACGGAAGUUUGAAGGGCAAAGUCGCAAGUUUCUGAUUGCCAAUGCCCAAAUGGACAAUUGUGCCAUUAUUUACUGCAAUGAUGGUUUCUGCGACAUGUUUGGGUACUCAAGGGUGGAAGUCAUGCAGAGACCCUGCACAUGUGACUUUUUGACCGGCCCAGAGACAACAAACAACAGCAUCACCCAACUUACUGAGGCUCUGCUGGGGUCGGAGGAGCGCAAGCUGGAGAUCCUCUACUACAGAAAAGAAGGCUCCUGUCUGCGAUGUUUGGUGGAUGUCGUUCCAGUGAAGAACGAGGAGGGAGAUGUCAUCAUGUUCAUCCUGAACUUUGAGGAUCUGGCAUUGCUCCUGGCGAGGAAGGCCAACAGAACUCUUCAUCAGCGACUGACAAGAGCUGCCUUGCGCUCAGAGAAAUCCAAAACGAAGACCAACUUCCUAAACUCCUCCACAUCAGAGUCCGACUUCAUGAAGUACAGGACCAUUAGUCAGAUCCCACAGUUCACUCUGAACUUUGUAGAAUUUAAUUUAGAGAAACAUCGUUCUGCCUCCACCACGGAGAUUGAGAUUGUGGCCCCCAGCAAUGCCUUUGAGAGGACCCAGAAUGUCACAGAGAAAGUCACCCAGGUUCUUUCCUUGGGGGCUGACGUGCUGCCGGAAUACAAGCUGCAGGCGCCGCGGAUUCACCGAUGGACCAUCCUCCAUUACAGCCCUUUCAAAGCAGUGUGGGACUGGCUAAUCCUGCUGCUGGUCAUCUACACCGCUGUCUUCACCCCUUACUCAGCCGCUUUCCUUCUAAACAACCAGGAGGAAGAGAGGAGCUGGGAGUGCGGCUACUCCUGCAACCCGCUCAACAUCGUGGACCUGAUUGUGGACAUUAUGUUCAUUGUGGAUAUUAUCAUAAACUUCCGCACCACUUACGUUAACAUAAAUGAUGAGGUGGUCAGCCACCCGGCUAAGAUUGCCAUCCAUUAUUUCAAAGGCUGGUUCCUCAUUGAUAUGGUGGCAGCUAUACCCUUUGACCUGCUCAUCUACAGGACUGGGUCAGAUGAGACCACCACUCUGAUUGGUCUACUGAAGACAGCACGACUAUUGCGAUUGGUGCGUGUGGCCCGGAAGCUUGACCGGUAUUCCGAAUAUGGAGCAGCUGUGUUAUUCCUUCUUAUGUGCACCUUUGCACUCAUUGCCCAUUGGUUGGCGUGUAUCUGGUAUGCCAUUGGGAACGUAGAGCGCCCUCUCAUGGUGCACAAAAUUGGCUGGCUGGACAAUCUCGCAGCUCAAAUUGGAAAGAGCUACAACGAUACAGACCUUAGCUCGGGGCCUUCCAUCAAGGACAAGUACGUGACUGCCCUUUACUUCACCUUCAGCAGUCUAACCAGCGUCGGAUUUGGCAACGUCUCUCCCAACACCAACUCAGAGAAGAUCUUCUCUAUCUGCGUCAUGCUCAUUGGAUCCCUUAUGUACGCCAGCAUCUUUGGGAACGUCUCUGCCAUUAUCCAGCGUCUUUAUUCGGGCACGGCGCGAUACCACACUCAGAUGUUGCGUGUGAAGGAGUUUAUACGUUUCCACCAGAUCCCCAACCCAUUACGGCAGCGACUGGAAGAGUACUUUCAGCAUGCCUGGUCAUACACCAAUGGGAUUGAUAUGAAUGCGGCUAAAAUGCAACUUCCGUCCGGAUCCCAAGCCAAGAUCAUCUGCCAGGUGCUGAAAGGAUUCCCCGAGUGCCUCCAAGCAGACAUUUGUUUGCAUCUCAACCGCACGUUGCUUCAGCAUUGCAAAGCAUUCCGUGGUGCCACAAAGGGAUGCCUACGGUCACUGGCCAUGAAAUUCAGAACUACACAUGCCCCUCCUGGAGACACAUUGGUCCACUACGGAGAUGUGCUGACCACUCUCUAUUUCAUCUCCCGUGGCUCCAUAGAGAUCCUCCGAGAUGACAUUGUGGUGGCAAUUUUGGGAAAGAACGACAUCUUUGGUGAGCCAAUUAACCUGUAUGCCCGUCCUGGAAAGUCCAAUGCAGACGUGAGAGCCUUGACAUAUUGUGACCUUCACAAGAUCCAAAGGGAAGACCUUCUGGAGGUCCUGGAUAUGUACCCAAUCUUCUCCGACAGCUUCUGGAGUAACCUGGAGAUCACUUUCAACCUCAGAGAUACGGACAACAUUCCCCGAUCCCCUGAAAGUGAAGAGUAUAACUGUACCUACGGGCGCAAUCGCAGAUGCAAGCAGCCAGGGCGGCGCCAGAAGAAGCAUGAAGGGGUGGAUGAGGUGAAUUCGGAUGCAGAACCGUACCAUACAUUCUCAGAACUCGCCAACAUGCAGAGGCCGAUGAGUCGGGAGCAGUGGGAGGAUAUGGCCAGUAGCACCACACCCUGCUCCCAGAACAGUGAUGAUGAGACCAAGCCUCUCAAUUCGGCACGAGGGGACAUAGAACCCGCUGCAGAGAAGCAAGAGUUUAUUCCUGCUGUGGUGAAUUUAGUCACAGCCAAUAUUAGUAGCAGGGAAGGGGGCAGGAAAGUUUUGGAUAGUGUGGAGACAUAUUCAGCCGCCCCUAUUGAAGUUCCCAAUUUGUUUAGUUUUUGGGGUGAAAGACACUCGGCAGGAUGCUCAGAGACCCAUCAGCACAUUUCACUGGUGCACAAUUCUUUGGAACCCCCACUUAGCCCAGACGACCGACCAAGCGAGCUCGAAUCCCGUCUAGAGCUCCUCCAAACGCAAUUAGAGAGGUUGGAGACUAGGAUGUCCUCUGAUAUUAGUAUCAUUCUGCAGCUGCUGCAAAGACAACUUUCCCAGAUACCCCCUGCAUACAGCUCAGUCUCCCCCAGCACCCAGAACCUGGGGCUCUAUCAAACAACAUCCAAGAGCGUCGAGCCAGUGCAGAGCAGUCCUUCAAUACCCCCAGAGUCCCCUGUAUCUUCUCUUCAGAGCCCUUGUUUGACUGACUACAUUGACGUGGAGCCUUUGAAUAUUAAACCCAAUACUUUAAAUCUUCACACCGGUUCCCAAGAAACCUCAAUUUCCCCCCCUGGGAAUGGACAUUCCCCAGCCCAUAUUGGUCAACCCCCGGGAAACACUUCACAGCCAAUGCAUGGAGGCUUCCGAUUUCCUUCUCUGCCUGAGAACUUGGAAUGCUCCUCUUCUCCGGAUCAGGAGUUUCAAAGACACCUUUCAGACCCGGGACUUCCAGGAAGUUAGGGCCACUUGAAGCUGAUUAUUACUGAAUUAAAGCUUUUCCCUUGUGCUGGAGAAAGAAGGAGGGAGAGAGAAGAUAAGUCUCAUCAUGAAAUGAUCCCCCACCUUCCCAACUACCAACAGUCUAAGCAUAGAAUAGAAUUUUGUUAAAGGCCAUGUCUGUUGGGUGAUGAAGAACGACGGGGCAAUACAUGCCCACCUCCUAAAUGAUGUUAGAUACCUGCGCUAGACUUCUAUAAAUGAUCUUGGCUCUUGGCCAAUGCCAUAACAAUCAGCUACUGGUCAGUACAGAAAUCCGGCUACAGAAAAAAGCAUUCGGUUCCACACAAGGACACUCCUAUUAAAAUGUUAUAUGACAUAAUAUCGCAUUUAUAGAUUAUAUAUAUAUAUAUAUAUAUAUAUAUAUAUAUAUAUAUAUAUAUAUAUAUAUAUAUAUAUAUAUAUAUGAAAAUAUUUCUUUGCUACUUGGAAAUCUAAGAUAUGUGUAACUGCAUGUUGGAAAUAUAUGGAAAGAUAAAGCCAUAUAUUUGCCUUCACAGGUUUAUAUCCCUGGCUGUCGUGGAUAGAGCUGCUGCCUCACCCCAUUAAAAGAGAACAGAUACUGACUCCA
Messenger RNA from Xenopus laevis (African clawed frog), 4586 nucleotides. RefSeq names its product potassium voltage-gated channel subfamily H member 6 (gene kcnh6.L). The record is from RefSeq and is a predicted model, not a curated record. The transcript is spliced from 15 exons. NCBI's taxonomy places the organism in Eukaryota, Metazoa, Chordata, Amphibia, Anura, Pipidae. The coding region runs from base 737 to 3979 and encodes 1080 amino acids.